This is a messenger RNA of Polychytrium aggregatum, 1371 nucleotides long. RefSeq lists its product as uncharacterized. The record is from RefSeq and is a predicted model, not a curated record. NCBI's taxonomy places the organism in Eukaryota, Fungi, Chytridiomycota, Chytridiomycetes, Polychytriales. Gene Ontology annotation, molecular function: protein binding. The transcript has a single exon. Bases 153 to 1181 code for a protein of 342 amino acids.
UCCUCGAAUCGCCAGUUCAACCCAGCCCAGCACAGCACAGCACAGCACAGCACAGCACAAUCCGGCCUGCACUUUCGCUCCCCUGACCCAGAGUUGAUCAGUCGCCUUCUCAGUCGCUCCCUCGGUUGAAUGCACUCGGCCUCCCCUCAGCUAUGACGAAUCCGAACAAGCAUCGCUGCGAAUAUACGGACCUGGCAGGCAUGCCAUGCGAAGUGUUCGAGCAGAUCACUCAGUACCUCGCCCUCGGAGAUCUGCUGAGGCUGCGUCAGUGCUCCGCCCAGCUUGCUUGCCAAGUGCUGAGCGUUGGUGCCUCGUACAUCUCGAGCUAUCCCAUUCGAUGGGCUGGCUCGCUGCAAGUGCUCCGCCAUCAGAUCGACCCAUUGGCUGACUCGAUCUGUCGCCAACUCAGGCGGAUGAAGAGAGCCCUCUCUAGCCAGUCAAUAUCGAGUGAAACUCUGGUCGCCGACCCACGCUCGCGGUACCGGUUCCCAGGGCCGUUUCGUCCCCGGAUAGUAGUUCCGGAGCGCAGAACGACUCUGACCAAGGUUGUAUUAAUCAGAGAGCUGUCGGCACCGACGACCCUGCCGGCUUCUGCAACUACUCCCCGAUCCCCAGACAAAGGGCCCGCGCCUGGAUUUCAAUGCGCCAUUUCCCUGUCGUUUGUCCUCGCGACGGAGAGCGAGCUCGAGCCGAUGGUGGUUCGGAUCAAGACGCUUGCGUGCACAUCGGUGCCCAUGGAGUCGUUUUUAACGGAGCUUCGAGGCCAUGCCAUCUACUUUGACGGCUCAGAGGGACGAUCCGAUGCUGAAAGCCACAUCCAGACGCUCGUGGCCGGCAAGAUGCUUCGCAGAGUCGUCGACGGAGCUGUGGGAGUGCAUCCCGAGGCGGACGACCGGGACUCGUAUAUUACCGCCGAUCCGCUGCACGAGCAACGCUACCGCCUGAUGACCUUGUUUGGCGCAAAGUGUAUUGCGAUCGAAGGUCGAGAGGACUCUAUCAGCGCCGUGCAGUUCCAUCAAGCUGAUCUCGACACCGGCACCGACACUGACGGCGAUGCAUCAACCCAGGGAUCGUAUCUCCACCGCGUGCUCUUGCGGCUGCUCCAUGGACUGGUCGCCCGCCUCGACUCGAUCUACAGCGACACCAAGGCAGGGGAUAUGCACCCACUCGCCGCCGUCUGAGCUUUCUCGAAUAAUCCGAGCAGUUCUUCCACCACCACAGGCAAAGUGGCCUGCAGGGAGCUAUCGAGGUGUACUUGGCCAGCGAGCUCAACGGCUCCCAGAUGUGCUCACACUGUAGCGGACGGAGUUUGGUACAAGCAAUCAUUGAUUGAUAAGCACUGCUCAGGCCUCCUUACUCAGCCCUGUUAUU